Etheostoma spectabile (orangethroat darter) is the source of this 2649-nucleotide messenger RNA. RefSeq names its product G-protein coupled receptor 22. The record is from RefSeq and is a predicted model, not a curated record. Gene Ontology annotation, cellular component: plasma membrane. Gene Ontology annotation, biological process: cellular response to hormone stimulus; G protein-coupled receptor signaling pathway. Gene Ontology annotation, molecular function: G protein-coupled receptor activity; peptide binding. The transcript is spliced from 2 exons. The coding region runs from base 273 to 1589 and encodes 438 amino acids. NCBI's taxonomy places the organism in Eukaryota, Metazoa, Chordata, Actinopteri, Perciformes, Percidae.
UCCACUGGUUGUAGGUGGCCAUUAAGGUUGGAAAAAAAGCUGGCAGCCCAUAGACAGUCUUACGCGAGACGGACAGGUGUUUUUAUGGCUGUCAGCCUCUCUGGGAGGGACUAGCAGUGAAAGGAAAAGCCUUGCUGGGGGGCUCUGCCAGAGCGGAAACCCACUUCCACUGGCUAUGUUUGGAUGUGAUGCUGGUCUCUGUGGAUACAACAUGGACUCUAUGGCCUGAUUACGCAGCCUUGGUAUUCAGAUAGUGCUGGAGGGAAGGGAUAAUGCAUAUCCUUCCCUGCCCGGAACAAGAAGCCACAAUGAGCAACGUAACGGUCACCGACAACACUGAACCCAUCAGUCGCACCAUGAGUCCGGCAACCCCCAGCCCGUAUCCCUAUCCUGUCAGUUUCCAGGUCUCCCUGACUGGCUUCCUCAUGCUGGAAAUCCUCCUUGGAAUGAGCUCUAACCUCACUGUGCUUGCCCUCUAUUGUAUGAAGUCAAACCUCAUUAGUUCCGUCAGUAACAUUGUUACUAUGAACCUCCAUGUGUUGGAUGUGCUAGUUUGUGUGUGCUGCAUCCCCUUUACCAUUGUGGUGGUGUUGCUCUCUUUGGAGGGAGACACUGCCCUCGUCUGCUGCUUCCAUGAAGCCUGUGUCUCCUUUGCUAGUGUCGCCACUGCUGCUAAUGUGCUUGCUAUCACCCUUGAUCGCUACGACAUCUCGGUCAAACCAGCCAACCGGGUGCUGACAAUGAGCCGUGCCCUGACCCUGCUAGCUUCCAUUUGGGUGCUAUCCUUUGUUAGUUUCCUCGUCCCCUUUAUUGAGGUGGGCUUCUUCGCCCAGGGCCAUGCUGACCUGAACCAGACAGUGGUGGAGAAUGUGGUCCACACUAACCAGUACUAUACAGAACUUGGCCUCUAUUACCACCUGCUUGCUCAGAUUCCUAUUUUCUUCUUUACUGCCGUUGUCAUGCUCAUCACCUACUCAAAGAUCCUGCAGGCACUCAAUAUUCGCAUCGGCACACGUUUCCACACCUCACAGAAGAAGAAGGCUCGCAGGAAAAAGCAGCCAUCCAUGACAGCAAUGACAACGCAGCAAGAGGCCACAGAUGCAUCCCAGAGCAGUGGUAGUCGCAACCCCACACUGGGAAUGCGUACCUCUGUCUCUGUCAUCAUCGCCCUGCGAAGGGCUGUUAAGCGCCACAGAGAAAGGCGAGAGCGCCAAAAGAGGGUUUUCAGGAUGUCCCUCUUGAUUGUUUCUACCUUCCUGCUGUGCUGGACGCCUAUCACAGUACUCAACACAGUUAUCCUGAGUGUGGGCCCCAGUGACCUAAUGGUCAAGAUGAGACUGGGUUUCCUGGUCAUGGCUUAUGGGACCACUAUUUUUCACCCUCUACUCUAUGCCUUCACAAGGCAGAAGUUUCAGAAAGUCUUGAAAAGCAAGAUGAAGAAGCGAGUGGUGUCGAUCAUUGAAGCAGAUCCUACCCCUAAUAAUGCCAUUAUCCACAACUCCUGGAUCGACCCAAAGCGGAACAAAAAGGUGACAUUUGAGGACAGAGAUGCUCGACAAAAAUGUCUGUCUUCUGAGGACGUGGAAUAAAAGAAAGAACUCCUCAUCUUUAAGGUCUACAGUCAAUAAAAAGCAGCUAAAACUGACAUCAGGUCAUGAUGAAAAAGGGAAAAUGUUAAUCCAAAGCAGAAAUGUAAAUAUGUGCAAUAGAAUGUACAAAAUCAAGAGGUGGAUAAUUUAUUACUAUUUAUUGAGAACAAACGUAGGUACGUACUGUAGAUAUUGCAUGGCUUUUUGUAACGGUAGCAACAUACAGUGCAUUGUGUACAAACAUAAUACAUGUACAGCAUAGGGUAAACAAGGUAUAUAAAUAGAAUGAGAAGUAGGAAUUAUUAUGUAUAUGUAUUAUAAAUUUUGUGUUCACUCACCUAAGCAGCAAAAGGCCUCCAAUUAUACCCUCCCCUAAGUAAAGUGUUGAUUCUGUAACAACUGUGAGAUUACUGCCAUUCAUCACCAUGCCCUUGGUCCCCAGUGACCACUGGCCAUUGCCUGCAAGCCCUCUGAGGAAAGGUAGACAGAUAGGUCAAAGAUGAAGAGACAGGCGUGGAAAGGAAGUAGCAAAAGUAGUGUAUGUUAUGUUGCAAUAGUCAAAAAGCUAUGGUGUACUGUUCACAAUCACUGCUUUUAGAGUUAAAGAUCAGUUGCAUUCCAUAGACACAACAGAAGACCACGGUUCUCAUCACCUUGUUUGACAUAAACCAGAUGUAAUCAAAGCCUAGUCUGUUUCCCUUUAACGGUCAUGUCUUUGAGCCAAAUGGAAAAUCUACAGUUGCCUUAUUUUGGUUUGACGAAUUGAGCAUGAGUUUAUGGUGAGACAGGGACUGUGACAGGGAGAGCACAUUUUGAACAUAAUGAAAAAAAUAACAAAUAUUGUUUUAAUUCUAAAAGUGAAUAGAUUUCUCAGAUGCUGUUUAGUAAAGACGUUAUUUAAUCAAACUAAAAGAAAAUGUUGAAAAUGGUUGUAUUAUCAAAUUGUCUGUUUUUAAUAACACUAGUCGACAAACAACGCUUUCCAAAUAAGCAAAUCCAUAACUGCAAUAAAGAGCUACUGCACAAAUCUUAAAGCCUAAUAAAACAUUCUGUUUACAAU